This is a messenger RNA of Mandrillus leucophaeus (drill), 1775 nucleotides long. It is a transcript of the gene MUS81, whose product is annotated as MUS81 structure-specific endonuclease subunit. Gene Ontology annotation, biological process: mitotic intra-S DNA damage checkpoint signaling; double-strand break repair via break-induced replication; resolution of meiotic recombination intermediates. The record is from RefSeq and is a predicted model, not a curated record. The transcript is spliced from 14 exons. Gene Ontology annotation, cellular component: Holliday junction resolvase complex; nucleus. Gene Ontology annotation, molecular function: 3'-flap endonuclease activity; crossover junction DNA endonuclease activity; DNA binding. NCBI's taxonomy places the organism in Eukaryota, Metazoa, Chordata, Mammalia, Primates, Cercopithecidae. Bases 133 to 1452 code for a protein of 439 amino acids.
UCGCAGCUGCCGGAUUCCGUGGAGUGGAGUUGACUCUCUUCUGCUCCCGCAGGUGACCAUGCCCCGGGCUCGCCAUCUGGAGAGAACAGUCCAGCCCCGCAGGGGCGACCUGCGGAAGUCCAGGACUCUUCCAUGCCAGUUCCUGCCCAGUCCAAAGCGGGAGGCUCUGGCAACUACUGGCCAGCUCGGCACUCAGGAGCCCGAGUGAUACUGCUGAUGCUCUACCGAGAGCACCUGAAUCCUAAUGGCUACCACUUCUUAACCAAGGAGGAGCUGCUGCAGAGGUGUGCUCAGAAGGCCCCCAGGGUAGCCCCUGGGAGUGCUCGACCCUGGCCAGCCCUCCGCUCCCUCCUCCACAGGAACCUGGUCCUCAGGACACACCAGCCAGCCAGGUACUCAUUGACCCCAGAGGGCCUGGAGCUGGCCCAGAAGUUAGCUGAGUCAGAAGGCCUGAGCUUGCUGAAUGUGGGCAUCGGGCCUAAGGAGCCCCCUGGGGAGGAGGCAGCAGUGCCAGGAGCAGCUUCAGCAGAGCUUGCCAGUGAAGCAGGGGUCCAGCAGCCACCACUGGAGCUGAGGCCUGGAGAGUACAGGGUGCUGUUGUGUGUGGACAUUGGCGAGACCCGGGGGGGCGGGCACAGGCCGGAGCUGCUCCGAGAGCUACAGCGGCUGCACGUGACCCACACAGUGCGCAAGCUGCACGUUGGGGAUUUUGUAUGGGUGGCACAGGAAACCAAUCCUAGAGACCCAGCAGCGAGCCCUGGGGAGUUGGUACUGGACCACAUUGUAGAGCGCAAGCGGCUGGAUGACCUUUGCAGCAGCAUCAUUGACAGCCGCUUCCGGGAGCAGAAGUUCCGCCUGAAGCGCUGUGGCCUGGAGCGCCGGGUAUACCUGGUGGAAGAGCAUGGCUCGGUCCACAAUCUCAGCCUUCCUGAGAGUACGCUGCUGCAGGCUGUCACUAACACUCAGGUCAUUGAUGGCUUUUUUGUGAAGCGCACAGCAGACAUUAAGGAGUCAGCUGCCUAUCUGGCCCUCUUGACGCGGGGCUUGCAGAGACUCUACCAGGGCCACACCCUACGCAGCCGCCCCUGGGGAACCCCUGGGAACCCUGAAUCGGGGGCCAUGCCCUCUCCAAACCCUCUCUGCUCACUCCUCACCUUCAGUGACUUCAACGCAGGAGCCAUCAAAAAUAAGGCCCAGUCAGUGCGAGAAGUGUUUGCCCGGCAGCUGAUGCAGGUGCGCGGAGUGAGUGGGGAGAAAGCAGCAGCCCUGGUGGAUCGAUACAGCACCCCUGCCAGCCUCCUGGCCGCCUAUGAUGCCUGUGCCACCCCCAAGGAACAAGAGACACUGCUAAGCACCAUCAAGUGUGGGCGUCUACAGAGGCUCCUGCCUUCAGAAAUCUCCUGCUGGGGCUCUUCCCACCCUUUCCAGCUCAUUCUGUCUGACCCAGGCUAACUGAUGAUUCAAGGUCACCAUGUGGCUCUUGGGAGUGGUGGGACCUUUGGUGACCCAAAGUCAGCAGACUCCCUUCAGAGCAUUCAGUUUCAAAAUGAAAGAGAAGCGCUGGUUCUAGACAAACCCCUUCUCCUGGUGAGACCCAUGCAUGCCGCUGCCACUCACCGUGAGCAGCUCACUGUGAGCCACCCCUGGCCCCCUCCCACCUAACACAUCCACCAGCAAGGAGUGGACUUUCUGACCCCAGGCCCCUGCACACGCCAUUCCCUUGGUUUGUGGGUGAAAUUGAGAUCAGACAUGGAAAACUAGUACCAGGACUCAAA